Molecule: messenger RNA, 2298 nt
Organism: Cyclopterus lumpus (lumpfish)
Lineage: Eukaryota; Metazoa; Chordata; Actinopteri; Perciformes; Cyclopteridae
Gene: sigirr
Product: single immunoglobulin and toll-interleukin 1 receptor (TIR) domain
Exons: 10
Coding region: 194-1777 (527 amino acids)
Biological process (GO): signal transduction
Source: RefSeq, a predicted model, not a curated record
AGAAGAGUUUCAGGUAUCUUCAGGUGCAGUAGAUCAACCAGUAUGCUGGCGGCUGCGUAGCCAUAUGCAAUGUAAUGCAACUGUAAUAAUCAGUAUCUUAUAGGUAGUGAUGUAGGUUUACAAAAUACUCUUCACUCGGCUCACGUGUGAUCUGUGAUCAAUCUGAGGAAGAGGAAGAGGAAGACUGCGGCUCAUGGCUCUGAUUCUAUGCGCGUUUGUAUUGGUGUUCACCGGGAAAUGGGACAAGUCUGUCCUCGCAGAGGCUCAGUCUUGUGUGGAUGAGAGCAGGUUUAAGGAGCAGCUGCUCUAUGUGGGGCAGCAGAGGCCUCCAUAUCAGCUCAACUGCCCUCUGGAGCCCCAGAGCUCCCUUCAGCCCCAGCUGACCUGGCAGAAGGAGUGUCAGCCUCUCCCUACUCAGGGAGGAAAGGCCUACCUGGAGUUUGCCAGCCUCACCUUGCAAGAUCAAGGGAACUACACCUGUAUGCAACAGAGCAACAGGACAGCCUCAUUCACUGUGCGUCUCAUCGUUAAAGAGUCUCAGUGCUCCAAAGCCCCAGAAUUUAAGCCAAAUGGGGGCUCGAACGGACUCCGGAGGAACGUGGAAUGCACUGUGACACUGAACUGCACUGCUCUCCUCCAAUGGGACCCAACAGAAGAGCACUGUGACGGCACGCUGCAGUGGAGUAAAGAUGGCCAACCCCUCAGCAAUCACACACAUUACACGCAGAAUACCUCCUCAUGGUCUCCUGUUGUCGGCCAGCUGAUGGUGAACAGUCUGCUGGUGAUCAACCUCACAGAGCUGGAUGCUUUUGGGCUCUACAGCUGCACAGUGAGGAACCUUUCCUCUGACUUUAGUCUGCCGUACUCAAACUCUUUUGUGUGCUCAGACGGCCCCAACCACACAUCUGCUGUUCUUGCAGCCGUCUUUCUUCUUCUCCUCCUGGCUGUAGCUGCUGUUGUAUACUCCAGGUGUCACUUGAACAUCAAACUCUGGUACAGGAACUCCUACGGAGCCUAUGAAGUCAAUGAUGGCAAAUUAUAUGAUGCCUAUAUCUCUUAUGUGAACAAUGAUCACGACAGGAAGUUUGUCACCUUUAUUCUCAAACCUCACCUGGAGAAUAAAAUUGCGCUCAAGGUGCAACUCAAUGACAACGAUAUUCUACCUGGCUCAGAACCUUCUGCAGAGCUGCUCAUGAACAUCAGUCGCUCUCGGCGUUUGAUCGUGUUGCUCUCUCACGCUUACCUGGAGCAGGACUGGUGCUCCAAUAACUUCAGACAGGGCCUCCUGCACCUGCUGGAGUUGUGUCAGCGGCCCGUCCUCAUCAUGCUGGAGGGUCAGUCCAAACGCAUGAGGCCUGAGAUCAAGCAGCUGCUCAGUGAGCACCAGCACCGCCUCACCAUACUCACCUGGAGGCACAACUCUGUGACUCCGUUCUCCGUCUUCUGGAAGGAGCUGGCCUUAGCGAUGCCUCACAGAGUCGUCUUCCGUAGUGAGUCUGCAGGCGACCCUCAGACUGUGCUCCAAGAGGACAAGGACCCCAUGCUGACCCUCGACUCCGAAUUCCUUGACUGCCACUCAGACACAGACCCUGCUGGAGAUCUGGGGCUGCGCCUCCCUGUGUACAAGGCUCUGGCCUUUAAGGCCCCCGUCCUCCCUGCUGCUCCCAUCACUGCAGCUGAGCCCAAAUCCUCCGACAUCGACGUGUCGGACCUGGGAUCACGCAACUAUGGAGCCCGCUCAGACUUUUACUGCCUGGUCACUAAGGAGGACAUGUGAUCCACACUCCCCUCUCUGCUACUGAUGUAUACACCUACAGGGAGAUCUUUAUGAGCAUUGCUUUUUUAGUUUUCUAGUAAAUAUGUUUUUCUUUUAUGUACAGUGUGUGUUGAAAUCAGGUUUCCACUUACCAAAGACUGAUUUUUAUUGUUUUUGUGUAUUUUUUUACUGAGAAUUCUUUUUGUCUGAAAUAUUUGUUAAUUAGGGAAAGAAGUCACGUUUAAAUUGUCAUUUCACUGCCAACAUCUCUCAUAAAUUCCUCAGCAGAGGGCGGAGUGAAGUCAGAUAAAAUGAAGGAAUUCUGCUUCUUAAGCAGAUUUUCACAAUUUUACAAUUGUAAAUAAAAGUCAGAUUUAAAGCCAAAAUACUGGUAUCUGUUUGCACACUCAUCAGCUGAAGCAGGGCGAUGCUCAUGACUGAAGAACUCAUAGUUCUUGAUAUUUCUACACGGGGAGGUGUCUGUGUAUGAUGUAAACAGACUGAUUACACAGCAAUAUUGCUAAUAAAGCAGUUUGACCACA